GAAGAUGACAGCCCUCCAACUAAUAAAACUACACGUCAGGUAUCUGAUGACGAAGACAUUGGUACAACCUCACUAUCACAGAGGGAUGAAGGCACAAAUGACGACGACAACGAGCUAGCUGAGAACGACGAGGAUGAAAGCGACGAUGCUGAUGUUAAACCAACUAUUAUGGAUCAGGAAUACGUCGCAGAGGCACUCCAGCCUCAAGAACGUCAAAGAGAUGCUGACAAUUUCAUACCUGGUUCUAUCACUAGAGUCGUAUUGCACAAUUUCUUAACAUACGACCAUGUUGAUUUCUGUCCAGGUCCAUAUCUCAAUAUGAUUAUAGGUCCAAAUGGUACGGGUAAAUCUACCAUAGUUUGCGGUAUAGCAUUAGGUUUAGGUGCAGGACCAAAAAUUCUUGGUAGAUCAAGUGAUGUUAAUGCAUUUGUCAAACAAGACAAAACGCAAGGUUACAUUGAAAUCCAUCUUAAAGCAAAAAAUCGUCAUCACAAUCACGUUAUUAAGAGAAGUAUAAAUUCAACAGAUAAGCAGUCAAAAUAUGAAGUAGAUGGUGAACCUUCAAGGCUUGAAGUAAUCAAAGAAAUCGUCAGUAGUUAUGGUAUACAGAUUGGGAAUCUCUGCUCAUUCUUACCACAAGAUAAAGUAUCACAAUUCGCUCAGAUGUCUCCUUCAACUCUAUUACUUGAAACACAGAAAGUCGCAGAAGGUACAGGUAUUGGAAACCUUACAGAAUGGCAUAAAAAGCUCAUAGAAAGUGGAAAAACUCUCAAUGAAGCAGAGAAUGAUCUUAAUAGUAUGAUCAAAGACCGUAAUGAUCUUGAAGAGAUGAAUAAAUCUCAAGAACGUGAGAUUGAACGUUACAGAGCACGAAAAUCUAUAGAGAAGAAGAUUGAUCUUCUGAAUCUUAUGAUACCAUUUUCUCGCUACUCACAAUCAAAGACACAAUAUGACCAAGCUAAGGCAAAUCGCAAACGCCUUAAUGAGAAUGUAAUCAAAAUUGAGAGAGAAAAUCUUCCAUUAAAGCAGAAGAUAUCUGAUUUUGAAAAGCUCAUCAAAGAAUCGGAAGAUAAACGCAAAGAUAACGAAGAAGAUAUCCAAAGGAAGAGGCAAGAAAUGAAAGAGGUUGGAAAGCAAUUAGAGCAAUUUGUAAAGCACACUGAAGAUGCAACAUCUAAAAUUGAAGAUGCAGAAAGAGCAGAUCAAAGGCGACUUGAGAGUAUAGACAGUGCUAAGCAAAAUAUAGCCGCAUUGGAGAGUACAAUUGCUGAUCCACCAAAUGAAGAAGGUCUUAGAGAGUUUGAAGAUCAAAUCCGUACUAUCAGACAGUCAAUUAGUGAACUACACGAGUUUGGAAAGAAAUAUCAGGACAUCAGACGUGAAGUGGCUUCCGAGAAGCAAGAAAUAUAUCAUGAGCAAUCAAGAUAUGAAAGGAUUUUACUUUCAAUGGAUAACGUUAGGCAAAGACGAUAUGAGAAAUUUAGAAGCUUCGAUGAGACCACUGCUAGAACGGUUGAAAUUAUCAACAAGAAUAAGGAUAAAUUUCAAGAAAAAGUAUACGAUCCAGCUUUCUUAGAAGUUAAAGUCAAAGAUCAAUCAUACGCAGCAGCUAUCGAAUCUCUCAUAAAUUACAACGUUAUGAAAACCAUCUUAUGUCAAAAUCAAGAAGAUUACGACAUUGCAACUAAACAAAUCAUUGAUAAAUAUAAGUUUAGAGUAAACAUCGUUCAACCUGUGUUUAGCUCUAGAGAUACAGAACCACUCAUGACUAGAGAGGAAAUCAGACAAUUAGGAUUUGAUGGUUUUGCCAUAGACUUUAUUGAUGCUCCAGAAUUUAUAAUCAAUUAUCUCAAAAAGAGUUGCUUUUUACACAAGAUACCAGUUGCAAAAACAGCAGACCAAGUAAACUUGAAAGCUAUUGAAGAGUCUAGUGCAUUCAAAAAAAGAGAGUUGAGGAGAUACCUCAUUGGAACCGAAUCACACAGUUACAACUGGUCGAGGUAUGGUAAACAAGCAGCAUCUACUACUACAACCUUUGUGAGACCAUCAAGGGUGUUCAACGAUACAAAUGCAGAUAUUGAAGAGAGACAGGAACUUGAGGCUCGUAUUGAGGAGUAUAAAAGGAGAGCUAGUGAGCAAGAUCAGAAGAUUGAAGAGCUAAUUCCAAAGGAAAAGGAUUUACAUGUUCAAGAGAGAACCUACAAAGGAGAAAUCCAGAGACUCGACGAGCAGAAAUCUGAAAUACAGAGAAAACGUCAAGAAUACUUUAAAGCUCAAGCUACAUUACAUAGUACCAAAAAGAAUCUCCAGAAAUUGGAAAAUAUGCCAAGUUCAGCUGCUGAAAAGCAGAAAUAUAAAACAUUGAUAUGCAAAAUAACAAAACAAAGAAUUGAUGAGGUAGAAACUUACACGGAGUUAGUCAAGGAACUAACUCAGCUAAUCGAGAAAUCCGAGUUAUUAGUACUUGAAGAAGUACAAUAUGAUGCGAACAGACGUAGCCUCAAUGGUUACUUGAAUGGAUAUAACAUAACUCUCAGUGAAGCAUCUAGGGAAUUGAGUCAGGCUGAUGAACACUAUAAGAGUGUCAAAGCAGAAUCAACUAGGUACCUCAAGAUAGCUCAGAAUGAAUUAGCACAAGCUAGCGAAGAAUUACGCAAUGACUUUGUGAAAUUUAGAGAAAGAGUAAGUCAAACUGGAGAUGAGCAGAGUCUUGAAGAGUUGGAAGAUGCUUUAGCAGUUGAAAAGACUAAUCUUGAGAUGAACUCCAACGUUUCUGCAAGUAUUAUUGAGAUGUUUGAACACCGUAAGAAGGUCAUCGAGGAACAAACGCAGAAAAUCAAAAAGAAACAAAUACAAUUUGAUAAUCUAAAAGCAUCAAUUGAUCGUAUAAGGUCUAAAUGGGAACCAACCCUUCUCAAACUCAUAAUGGCAGUUAGUGAGAGAUUUAGUAAGGCUUUCGAGAGAUUCGGUUGUGCAGGGGAAGUAAAGCUAUUCAGACAUGCAACAGAUUAUGCUCAAUGGGCUAUCGAAAUUUACGUUAAAUUUCGUGAAACUGAGAACCUCGAAUUACUUACUCACCAAAGACAAAGUGGAGGAGAGAGAUCACUUUCAACUAUUCUAUAUUUGAUGUCACUUACUGAAUUAUCAAAAUCACCAUUCAGUCUUGUUGAUGAGAUAAAUCAGGGUAUGGAUAGUAGAGCUGAAAGACUAGUACAUAAUCAAAUGGUUCAAGUAACUUGUCGAGAUUAUUCAAGUCAAUAUUUCUUAAUUACGCCAAAGUUACUUCCAAAUCUCACUUAUCAUCCAAAAAUGAAGGUACUUUGCGUUAAUAACGGGGAAUGGCUGGAUGAAAAGAGAGGAAAUCUAAAGUUACUCUUAAAGGAACACAAAGACGCUAAUGCGGGGAUUGCAAAUGGCACACAAACACUUCAAGCAGCAGUUUGA
Messenger RNA from Wallemia mellicola CBS 633.66, 3444 nucleotides. Its product is annotated as P-loop containing nucleoside triphosphate hydrolase protein. NCBI's taxonomy places the organism in Eukaryota, Fungi, Basidiomycota, Wallemiomycetes, Wallemiales, Wallemiaceae. The record is from RefSeq and is a predicted model, not a curated record. Gene Ontology annotation, cellular component: Smc5-Smc6 complex. Gene Ontology annotation, biological process: double-strand break repair via homologous recombination. The coding region runs from base 169 to 3444 and encodes 1091 amino acids. The transcript is spliced from 4 exons. Gene Ontology annotation, molecular function: ATP binding; ATP hydrolysis activity.